Molecule: messenger RNA, 1021 nt
Organism: Theobroma umbraticum
Lineage: Eukaryota; Viridiplantae; Streptophyta; Magnoliopsida; Malvales; Malvaceae
Product: Transport protein particle (TRAPP) component
Biological process (GO): Golgi vesicle transport
Cellular component (GO): TRAPP complex
Source: RefSeq, a predicted model, not a curated record
AAAAAUCGAAAUUAAAAACAGAAAACUCCCUUCACUUCUUCGUCGUCACUGCCUUACUCUUCCCCUGCGUAGCAACAGGCGUUCUUCUUUGCCGCUUCUGCCGGCCACCGCCAUAGCCGCAGUCGUUCUUCUUCGUCGUUGUUCUUCUUCACGGCCUCUCCCUCCGUUUGAGCAUUUCUAGAUCUUAAGAGAAAUGGCUCCCGCGGCUCCUCGAUCCGGUGAUGCGAUCUUCGCCAGCGUCGAACGCGUGAAUGCAGAACUAUUCACUUUGACUUAUGGAGCAAUCGUCCGUCAGUUGCUUACUGAUCUGGAGGAGGUUGAGGAGGUCAACAAACAGCUUGAUCAAAUGGGCUAUAAUAUAGGAAUUCGACUAAUUGAUGAGUUUCUGGCAAAAUCUAAUGUGUCCAGAUGUGUUGACUUUAAGGAGACAGCAGAAGUGAUUGCAAAGGUGGGUUUCAAAAUGUUCCUUGGGGUCACUGCAUCUGUUACGAAUUGGGAUGCUGAUGGGACCUGUUGCAGCAUUGUUUUGGAGGAUAAUCCCCUUGUAGACUUCGUAGAGCUUCCUGAUACGUGUCAAGGUCUCUACUAUUGCAACAUCUUAAGUGGAGUCAUAAGAGGAGCCCUAGAGAUGGUGUCAAUGAAGACUGAAGUUACCUGGAUCCGUGAUGUGCUUAGAGGGGACGAUGCAUAUGAGCUGCAGGUGAAACUUUUGAAGCAAGUUCCCGAAGAGUACCCGUACAAGGACGACGAGUAAUAAGAGAACCUAGACCUUGACAUGACAAUGCACACUUAACCAUAAUAUUAUUUUGCCUAUCGUUCUCAAUGUCUCCAUGAAGAAUAGGAGUUGAAAAACACUUGCCUUGAUAUACAGUUGCAUGCCUGUUAUGUACCAGAAUGGAUUUUCCAUUUUCAUUGAAGGUUUAGAUUAUCCAUAUUCCCAAUAUAUAAAUGUUAUUAAGGCUGCUGCAUUCAUAACGUUUCAUAUCUCUGUUUAUGAUCUGAGUGGAAUUUGUUUUGGGUU